Molecule: messenger RNA, 846 nt
Organism: Exophiala aquamarina CBS 119918
Lineage: Eukaryota; Fungi; Ascomycota; Eurotiomycetes; Chaetothyriales; Herpotrichiellaceae
Product: proteasome component PUP1
Exons: 3
Coding region: 1-846 (281 amino acids)
Cellular component (GO): proteasome core complex
Molecular function (GO): threonine-type endopeptidase activity
Source: RefSeq, a predicted model, not a curated record
AUGCCCGGCUUCGAUUUCACCAACUAUAACCGUAACGCUGCGCUACAUGCACGAGGGGUUCCUUUGCCAAAGGCCACAAGCACUGGAACCACCAUUGUAGGUUGUAUAUACGACAAUGGUGUCGUGAUUGCAGCGGAUACUCGAGCCACGAGCGGUCCCAUAGUUGCUGACAAGAACUGCGAAAAACUACAUUACAUCUCCCCGAAUAUCUGGUGUGCAGGCGCUGGUACUGCGGCCGACACCGAAUUCACGACCGCUCUGAUCUCGUCGAACCUUGAACUCCAUGCUCUCUCCACUGGUCGCACACCUCGUGUUGUCACUGUCAUGACUAUGUUGAAGCAACAUCUAUUCCGGUAUCAAGGGCACAUCGGGGCAUACUUGGUUGUUGCUGGGGUGGAUCCUACAGGAGUUGGAUUGUUCACUGUCCACGCUCACGGUUCAACAGAUAAAUUGCCUUAUGUCACCAUGGGCUCUGGAUCUCUUGCUGCAAUGGCAGUAUUUGAAUCGAAUUGGAAGAAGACCCUCUCCAGAGAAGGGGCGAUCAAACUGUGUUCCGAUGCCAUUCUGGCCGGUAUCUUCAAUGACUUGGGAUCUGGGAGUAAUGUCGACGUCUGUGUCAUUGAGAAGGAUAAGCCAUCGCAAUUACUGAGAAACUACAUCACCCCCAACCAACGUGUCAAGAAGGAGCGCAAUUACAAGUUCGCCCGUGGUACGACGGCAGUUUUGAACCAGAAAAUCAUCACCAAGGAGGAGAUUGGCCGAUAUAUCACGGUACAAGAACUCGGCACUGGCAGUGACUCCGACAGUCUAGUUGUUGUGGAGAAAAUGGAUGUGGACGAGGUCUGA